Messenger RNA from Mizuhopecten yessoensis (Yesso scallop), 3233 nucleotides. Its product is annotated as UPF0764 protein C16orf89 homolog. NCBI's taxonomy places the organism in Eukaryota, Metazoa, Mollusca, Bivalvia, Pectinida, Pectinidae. The transcript is spliced from 7 exons. The record is from RefSeq and is a predicted model, not a curated record. Gene Ontology annotation, cellular component: cytosol; membrane. Bases 409 to 1491 code for a protein of 360 amino acids.
AGAGCGAUAACUACACGAAACAAGUGUUUUCCAGGUAGCAACGGUGUGUACUGCAAGCCCCUGCCCUGCCGCAGCUAAUGUUGAGGGUGUGACCAUCACAGCGACAUCGAUCUGUCAUUAACCUUCAAUUGGAAGACAACUGUACAGCGCGUGGAGUUGAGAGGUCAGGUCCACUGAUCCGAGCACAGCCACUGACGUAGCAUCUGGGACCGGCCAAUUGGGAAGGAGGCUUGGUAACGGUGACAGAGCACCUACGCUUUCUACAGCACUACAUAAAAAUGAAACUUGGACGACGAAGUGCGAUUUUCCUGAGUAAGACAUAUAGGUGGUCUCUCGGGUGUGAUGUUUUGAUCCGUGAACAGUGUUCAGUUGAAGAUACCACUGUUGCUUCGUUGCUCAAAUAGGACCAUGAAGGUACCCCUUCCUCUGUUUGCUUAUUGCCUUGUUCAAGUAUUUGCCUAUGUUUCUCACGCUGCUAGAUCGUCGGCUCUUAACGACACACACAUUCUACUCUCUAAAACUUUAUCUUCCAUUAAUUCGGCUGUGAAGUUUUUCAACAAAGAACAUCGAAAUGUCAACUUGGACACCAUUAUUGGAACACGGAUACUUGAAGGUCAGUUCAAAGUUCUCCUGGAUAUGAUACACCGGUCUCCCGGGGAAUGGCAGGUGGAUAGUCAAACUCUGAUGCAGAUAGAGCGAUUACAACGGACAGCUGGCAAGAUCAGCGACAAAGCCAUCCCCUUCAUUGCAACGAUCACACCGCAAUAUUUCUAUAAGAUUGGUAUGAUGCUCCAGAAGGGAUUCUGGGAACUAGACUACAACAGUAAGAGUUUUGAUGACAGUAUGACACUGUGGCCGUACCAGGCAGGCGAGGCUCUACACGAGGAGGAUUCGGAUAAUUGUAUAGCGGAAUUCUUCGGCACGGGGAAACGUACCAAGAACACGUGCGUCAUCUCCAGCAGGUGCUGGGAAUCCAUGACGUCACCCUUAUACAACGGUUACUCUCUGUCACACGAAAUAUUCUACCUGCAGAUUGGAAGACAGUUUGGUUGUGGGGCUGAGAUGGAAAUGAGACGUUUGGCCGCUGGUCAAGAGUCCAUAGAGAAAAUGCAUGACGAUUUUUGUGCCAAUAUGCUGAACGAGGCCACUAUCAUUGCUAAGGAGGGCUUCCCCGAGCACAAACAGGAUCUGUUUAUGGAGCAAGCGGCCUUGUGUGGAAUGCUGGGAUACCGACAAUUCUUUACCUCUGAUUGGCUAGAAAAAAUCCUGAGUUGGCAGGACCAAAUAACCGGAUGUUACAAAGGGAAUCCAGUAAGGGAGACGGAUGUCGAGUACCGCGGGACAGAGCCUCGUAUCCGGACCAAGCGAGAGGAGCGCCUCCUGGAUCACGGGUGUCUGUGCCACCGGACCACUGUGGCUGUUGCAGCUCUAGGCCAGUAUAUUCGCUACAUGCUCGAGUUUGCUGCCUUCGAGAGAGACAUGGACAACUGAAGGAAAGACAGUGAAGCUUGUUAAAACAAUGUCGAAGGUGAAGCAGUUUCGCAAAUACAGACAAUUCAUAUCUAAACCAUACAUCGAGAUAGUGAAGUUGUACUGGUUUUCAACUUUCAUCCUCAGCGAGACUGUGUGAAAUACAUGCUUUAGAGGACAUCCACGUCGAACAACAAGUGCACACAUUUUAAAGCUAACCUACAUCAAGUUAUGAGUCCUACCUUAAAUGUACCGUCCAUGUGCAUAAUUGUUUUCAUACCUAGCUUCCACCGUUAUAGACCAACCUCAAAUGUGUUUGUUCUUUUUGUGAACACAACUGUAACAUCGAAGUGGUUCUGAGCAGAAGUGGUGAAAAUGCGUGUCCAUACUGUGUGUUACCCCUAUACAACUCGCCACCUGAACAUGGAUCUCAACACAGUGAUACAAUGAACCGUACCUGAUAUACCUGAUGCAGUAAUAACAUGAUCGCAUUCUUGCCUUCAUGUAUACACUGUUAAUGGUAUCCUUUUAUGUUCAUCAUCUCACCAACAAAAACCGUCACCAUCAACCCCACCGCCACAACAGACAGCACCAACACCAACAAAGCACGUCACCUCCACUACCAAUACCGUCCCCACCACCAUCUCAACCACUACCACCACUACCAACGCAAUGGCUAGCACCAACACCAACAAAAACCGGCAUCACCACCCAAACCACCACCACUAUUACCACCAAAUUUCAGCACACGCCACCAACACCUCCACCACUACCACUACCAACAAUCGUCCCUAUCGCCACCGAAAACAUCAUCAGCAUCACCACCAUCGUCAUAGCCAGUACCACCACCACCAACAAAAAACAUCAUCUCAAUCAAUCAACAUUUUAAACGUUGUUUUGUUUUUAGACCAACACCACCGUAAACACCACGACACUUACCACCAUGGCCUCAACCAGCACUUACUUCCAUAAAAACUGUUAUCAUCACCACAUAUACACUGAUAAGUCGUAAGACUUAAAGUUAAUAAAGAACUUGAACUCAAAAUCAGUGUCAAAAAGGGUACCCCAGGCCCCUACUUUCAUGAACCCUAACAGCGCCUUUGACUACUCCACUGCCACGCCCUGCUAUUUCAUUCCACCAAAUCCCAACCACCAGUAUUACUUUCAUCAUCACCUUUAACCGCCCACCAUCCCAAUAUACAACCAACAUAAUCGCCAUAACUAUGAUAGAUAUCGUCAUCACCCACUAUCUGUGCAAGCAGUCACACCAUUGACAUGGACAAUAAGCAUUAGUGUUGUUGAUAUCCCUUUUCAGCAGGAGAGCGAACGUCUGCCUCAUCCACAGGUCCAUUGGGACAGAAAUGAAGCUUAUAUCACGACUUGUAUUUGCUUCCAUACGACUGACACAAAACACAGGUGUGCAAUGUCAAAUAUCAAUAAGUUAAUUGUUUAACAGCUCGAGGGGCAUUGUAAUGCACAAUCACCUGACAUAGACACUAUGGCACAUAUAACAGAUGUGUAUUUUUUUCUGGAUUUAAAAUAAUAAAGUUUUAACAUUCAAUUUGCAGAUCGAAGUUCAUUUGCUCAAUCCUGUUUGUGUUUGCCGUAACCCAGCCAGACCGUGUCUACAGGGAUACGAAUGGCAUCAAUGCUAAUAUAUAUAAUACAGUAUAUAAAUAUCGAUAUGUUAUGAACACUCAGCGUACAAAUAUAUAACAUUAUGUCAAAUAAGAUUCAUAUAAAUUUCCCAAGAGAAUAAAAUA